AUGAAUCCACAUCAGAAAAACAAGAUUGACAUUAGCAAACUGUCGGCAGACGAGCAACGUUUGUUCAGACUCUAUGGCAAACUCCCAAACAAAAAAGACCUUUUGCAGAACAAGUUGAAGGAACGCAAGUACUUCGACUCUGGUGACUACGCACUUUCCAAAGCUGGCAAGGCCUCAGACACGGGCGUCACCACAAUCGGUACCGAACACCCCAAGGCCGAGGAGAUCCCGCACAUGUCUCCGCUCAAUCAUACUCUUUCACGCUCCGACUCUAUUGCCCCAGGAACCCCCGGCUCCCUUGCCACUUCUCCAGACAGCUCGGGCCCAACACAACUGCCCCCAGUUGGCGGUGGAGGACCAGGCGGCAUUCAUCGGGGCAGUAUCAACGGAAUCCCCGGCGGCGGUUUGCCCGGCGCGGCGGCAAGCAGGAGCCCGGUUAAGGAGAGUAGUUUUCUGGCACGAAGUGCGAGCAUGGAUGAACAUGAUGGUAAUCAAUCCUCUGAGCAACAGGGCACCGGGAACAUGUUGGAGGGAAGUGUCAGUCCACCGGUCCAGAAGGCAGGAAUUCCUAUCCGGAGAUGA
Molecule: messenger RNA, 582 nt
Organism: Fonsecaea multimorphosa CBS 102226
Lineage: Eukaryota; Fungi; Ascomycota; Eurotiomycetes; Chaetothyriales; Herpotrichiellaceae
Exons: 3
Coding region: 1-582 (193 amino acids)
Cellular component (GO): cytoplasm
Molecular function (GO): protein phosphatase inhibitor activity
Source: RefSeq, a predicted model, not a curated record